GGCUCAUUUUGGAUUUAUGUAAAUUAGAUCUGUGGUUUCUACUGUCAUUUAAUGAUGUAAACAUGGUGACAAAAAGUUAGGUUAUGUCGUGUUGUUAAUGCCAGCCUGCGAUUGUCGAAUUCGUGUCUUAAGCGUAAAUAUUUGUUAGUAAGCUUCAUAUUGGUCAGGGUUGAAAUAAUUAUUAAAAAUGACGCAAAAGAAAGUUAUAAAAAUGAAGAAAAUAAAAGCAGACCUAAAUAAAGAGUUUACAUUUUUGAAAAACGUUUUCUCUGUCAUGGCUCUACCACUACAAAUGAAAGGUGAGAAUGAAGAUAACUUGGAUAUAGAAAUAGUCAAUGAGAAUGGACAAACUAAUGAUGACACUGAAAUGCCGAAGCGAGCUCGCACUAUUGCUGAACUUGAAGAAAAGCUCCAGAAAAUCAAAUCACAGAACAACUUCAGUUUUAAAAAUAAGCUACAAAAGAAGAGUUUGAGUAGUAAAUUAAACAAAAAGAUAAAAAAGAAAGAGAGAUUAAAUAAAACAAAGGUGAAACCCGUUGUGGAUGCACCUUUUGCAGACAUGUUGAAAUCUCAAGCAGAAGUAAAACCAAAUGUGAAUAUUGCAAAACCAGUGUUCAACAAUGAAGGGAAACUUGUCUUCUCCAAAUUUGACUUUGCUAAUGUUGGCAAAAAAGAAAGAGUUAGUAAAGCAGAAAAAGAUCCUAAAAAGAUUCUUGAGAAUUUAAAACAACAGGAAGAAAAGUUUAAACAAUUAGAAGAAAGGGAAGAAACUGGAAAAGUUAAGGAAAUAAAAGAAAAGAUUGCAUGGAAGAAUGUGUUACAAAAAGCAGAGGGACAAAAAGUUAAAGAUGACCCUCUAUUACUAAAGAAAUCUAUAAAGAAAAUGGAUCAAAAGAAGAAACAAAGCAAGAAGCAAUGGGAUACCAGAGUAAAGAAUGUAGAACAAAAGAAAGAUGAAAGACAAAAGAAGAGGAAAGAGAAUAUUGCCAAGAAGAAAAAAGAAAAGAAAUCUAAGAUUAUAAAAACAUCAGCAAAGCGUGGUCGUGUUGUUAUAUAAAAUGUUACUGUUCUAAGUAAAAAAAAUAAAAAUAUUUUUGGUCAACUGCA
Molecule: messenger RNA, 1107 nt
Organism: Trichoplusia ni (cabbage looper)
Lineage: Eukaryota; Metazoa; Arthropoda; Insecta; Lepidoptera; Noctuidae
Gene: Surf6
Product: surfeit locus protein 6 homolog
Exons: 5
Coding region: 188-1057 (289 amino acids)
Biological process (GO): ribosomal large subunit biogenesis; ribosomal small subunit biogenesis
Cellular component (GO): nucleolus
Molecular function (GO): RNA binding; DNA binding
Source: RefSeq, a predicted model, not a curated record